GUGUUAUCACUAUAGCAACCAGAGAGAUGACUCCGUCUUUUUAGGAUAUAUAUAUAUAUAUAUAUAUUUGUUUGUUUGUUUAUGAAUUCCUAUUCAUACCGUUCAUUCUUCACGUGUACAUGCUACAGACAUGCUACAGAUGACACCUAAAUAACCGCAUGCCUUACCGCAAUGCUAUGCAUUAAUUACACGUCUGUCUGUAACUAUAUUCCCCGCUGAUAAUUACCCCUCUGUGACGAUACACUUAAAUAUUUAGGCAUGAAAGCGUUAAUCAUCGUAUUGUCACCGAGCCUAAGGGCGGAAGAGCAAAGUACAACCCAAGGAUACCUUGUUUUCUUCAUUCCUGCUUCCCGGCCGUCACUAGAAUCACAGAAAGAGUUAUUUACAGCUAUAUGAAUAGCUGCGUCGUAUAUGUACCUACAGACCCCUAUAGAAUCGUUAAUAAUGACACACGAUGUAACCAUGUAUAGACGGACAGUAUAUCACGCUUAUACUACAGAGAUAUUUGUCUCAGCCGCUACAAAAUGUGUAAUCCUUUAAUUCUGAGACUGCAGAUACAUUCCAGUCAACAAGCCAGUGAACGCCUAAACGAUGCAAAGAAACCUGCUGGAGGACCCCCCUAUAUUAGGCAGAGGGUCUAAUCUCGGGGACUGAUGUGGAAAUAUUCACUCUUUGCAUCAAUGAUACAUUUUAGUUCUCCCAUGACAUGUAAAGACUCGAGUGCGUGCCAAGUUGCUUGUUAUUUCACCCCAUUCAAUGUUUUACAGAGACGGACCUCAUCGGGGACAUCGUUUGGAUUAUCUGUGUUUAAUCUGAUGAACGCCAUAAUGGGAAGUGGCAUUUUAGGUUUAUCGUACGCGAUGGCCAGCACCGGGGUCAUCGGCUUCAGCAUCCUGCUGCUGGCGGUCGCCUUACUAGCAGCGUUUUCCAUUCACUUACUGCUUCGUAUGUGCAUUCAGACAGCUGUCUCGUCCUACGAAGACCUCGGCCUGUCUGCGUUUGGAUCGCCUGGAAAGGUCCUCGUGGCUUGUACGAUCCUCAUUCAGAACCUCGGAGCGAUGUCCUCCUAUCUGUUCAUCAUCAAGUCGGAGCUGCCAGCUGCGGUGGCCGGCUUCCUCUCGGGAGACCACGGCGGCUCUUGGUAUCUUGAUGGAAGGAUCUUGCUGGUAAUCACAUCGGUGUGCGUCGUGCUCCCUCUGGCCCUCCUUCCCAAAAUAGGCUUUCUCGGCUACACCAGCAGUUUGUCCUUUUUCUUUCUGCUCUACUUUGCUGCAGUGAUUGUGAUUAAGAAAUGGUCCAUCCCCUGCCCGCUGCCGCUGAACCGCACAGUGGAAUACUUCCAGGAAUCCAACAGCUCCGAGUGUAAAGCGAAACUUUUUGAGCUUUCGAAAGAGAGCGCCUUUGCUUUGCCUACUAUGGCGUUCUCGUUUCUCUGCCACACUUCUGUUCUGCCCAUUUACUGUGAGCUGAAAAGUCCUUCCAAGAGCCGCAUGCAGAAUGUCGCCAAUCUGGGGAUAGCGCUGAGCUUUAUCAUCUAUUUUAUCUCUGCUUUGUUUGGAUAUCUCACGUUCUUUGAUAAGGUGGAUUCGGAGUUACUCCAGGGCUACAGCCGAUAUCUCCCCAACGAUACCCUCAUCGGCACGGUCCGGCUCUUCAUUCUCCUCUCCGUCCUCCUGACCGUGCCGCUGAUACAUUUUCCCGCGAGGAAAGCUGUUAUGAUGAUGUUUUUCUCCGGCCGACCUUUUUCAUACGUUCGUCACGCUCUGGUGACCUUGGCACUUAAUGUCACUAUCGUGCUUCUCGCGAUAUAUGUUCCGGACAUCAGGAAUGUCUUUGGGGUAGUUGGAUCCACCACAUCAACCUGCUUAUUAUUUAUCUUCCCCGGACUGUUUUAUGCCAAGAUCGGCAGAGAAGCCUGGUCCUCGCCUCAAAAAUUAGGGGCCUGUGGGCUGCUCCUCCUCGGCGUUUGUAUCGGUGGCUGCAGUUUAACGCUAAUUACCGUGAAUUGGGCUUACAAUGAAUGAGAGGAUCUCGCCCCGGAGUUUGAACAGAAUGUGCGAGGAUUUACAGCUUAGGGGAUCCGGUUACUGGGGGCGCGGGUUCAGAAUUAGUUCGUCAUCCUCGCCCAACACUGGAUCUUCUGGGGAGGAAAAAAACAUAUAGAACAACAUUAUAAAUAUACAAUAUAUAUAUAUUUUUUUUUUUUAAAAAAGACCCUCAAUGGUGUUUACAAAAGAUAUAAGCUGCAAAAAGAUGCCCUUAAAACAAAAAACAUAAUUCCUAAGGCAUCUUAUAACGGGAAUGGAGGCUACUUUCAUGGCAACGUUACUUUUCCUGCGCAAGCGCACGCGUAUUAACAAAACACUGACACUUACGUUAACAAACCGGCCGUUUGAGACGCUCCACCAUGUGCCUUGGCCCUUCCGGACAUUACUUUAAACCAAA
Messenger RNA from Spea bombifrons (plains spadefoot toad), 2445 nucleotides. It is a transcript of the gene SLC38A6, whose product is annotated as solute carrier family 38 member 6. Gene Ontology annotation, biological process: L-glutamine transport; amino acid transmembrane transport. Gene Ontology annotation, molecular function: L-glutamine transmembrane transporter activity. NCBI's taxonomy places the organism in Eukaryota, Metazoa, Chordata, Amphibia, Anura, Pelobatidae. The transcript is spliced from 16 exons. The record is from RefSeq and is a predicted model, not a curated record. The coding region runs from base 654 to 2024 and encodes 456 amino acids.